UUUUCUUAAUUAAGCGAAACGCAUGCACUCAUUUUAUUUUUCUCUCUAACUUAUAUUUUUUCUAUCUAUCCAUUUAUAAUAUUGAUAUAUCAAAAUAUAACACUUUGUUGUUAAUUAUUGUUUCCUUUUGGAACCCCUCGUGAUUGCUCUUAAGACCGAGUCAGGCGGCGGAGAAUCGGCAUGACUCGGCGGUGCUCUCACUGCAGCAACAACGGCCACAACUCACGGACAUGUCCGUCGAGAGGUGGCGCCGGGGUGAAAAUCUUCGGUGUUAGGUUAACGGAUGGAUCAAUCAUCCAAAAGAGCGCGAGUAUGGGAAAUCUAACCCUCGCUAAUCAUCAUCAUUGUUCUUCUUCUUCUUCGACAUACGCUGGUUCAUCGCUUAAUCCUGGUUCACCUUGCUCCGACCCGCCUCAUGACCCGGAUGGUUACUUGUCCGAUGACCCGGCUCAUGCAUCCACCUUCGCCACCCGCCGCGGUGAGAAAAAGAAAGGUGUUCCAUGGACUGAAGAAGAACAUCGGUUGUUCUUGGUUGGUCUCCGGAAGCUAGGCAAAGGAGACUGGCGUGGCAUAGCACGUAAUUUUGUUGUGUCAAGGACCCCUACUCAAGUAGCAAGUCAUGCCCAGAAGUACUUUAUCCGGCAGAGUGCUACCAGGAAAAAGAGACGUUCCAGCCUUUUCGACAUGGCUCCAGAUAUGUGUCCAGAUUCAACUUCAAUGCCAGAAGAACAAGCACUACUUCCACCAUCUGAGAACUCACAACCUUGUAAUGGAAAAUCACAGCCAUCAUUAAACCUCUCUCUAAAGUCAGAAUAUGAACCCAUGGAAACUACUUCCGAAGAAAAUGUAGAAGAGACCAAUGAAACUUCAAAGGUAUUGACACCAAUGACUCAAAGAUUCUUCCCAUCUUAUUUACCUGUACCAUUUUCCAUAUGGCCAUCAAUUGGAGCUCCCAUUGAAGAAUUCAACAGAGGAGAGACAUCUCAAUAUCAUCAUCAGGUCCUCAAGCCAAUACCGGUCAUUCCAAAGGAACCCGUCAAUGUUGAUGAACUUGUGGGAAUGUCUCAUCUGUGCAUUGGGGAAACACAGGUACUUGAUAGAGAGCCUUCCCCACUUUCCUUGAAGUUGUUAGGAGAGCCCUCAAGGCAAUCAGCAUUCCAUGCAAAUGCUCCCGUUGGUGGUUCCGAUCUAAACAGCAGCAAGAACAGCGCCAUUCAAGCAGUUUGAUGCUUUGAAAGUCUGGUGAAGACAGUAGUAAUUAAGCCUUCAUUUGGUCAUCUUUCAUUUGUGCUAUUAUAUAUUAAUUUUUUUUAAUUUUAUUUUGUCUGAGCCAUAAAUCUUCUAAGUAGUAAGAAGUCAUAUGGUGGUAUGUAGCUCAGGUUAGAUCAAUUCUUGGCAAAUAUUUAUUCUUUCUAACUGUAAACAAAAGUGAAGUUGAAAUAAUCAAAUACAGCCAAGAGGUCCCUGUUCCUCUAGGUUUGGUUAUAAUUGCCAGCACCAUGUAUUCUUUAUA
Molecule: messenger RNA, 1513 nt
Organism: Cicer arietinum (chickpea)
Lineage: Eukaryota; Viridiplantae; Streptophyta; Magnoliopsida; Fabales; Fabaceae
Product: transcription factor MYBS3
Biological process (GO): response to ethylene; response to gibberellin
Molecular function (GO): DNA binding
Source: RefSeq, a predicted model, not a curated record